UGGAGCCCCACUUCCUUCUUUUCCCUGCCCACGCUGGAGCCACUGGAGGGUGCCUUGUGGAGGCUGAAAGAAGCGGCCACAAACAAAAAUGGAGGAGUCAGACCCCAUGGCAACUGAAUCCAGGGGUAGACUGGAGAAUGGAGAAAGAGAAGCUGACUCUGUCCAGGCUGCGCCCAUGAAGAACUUCCCGAAAAGAGAUGUCCCACUGCAGGUCAAGAAGGAGACAGAGGAGUUAUGGGAGGCCCAAUUGCAGACGUUCCUGAAGACCAUGGAUCCCCCUCAUUCAGGAGCGAAUCCCCCACAAUUCCUUGAACCCAUGUUUGAAGAAGACACAAAGGAAUUCCAAACCUCCAUCAAUGAAAUAACCAACCAGUGGCCUAGAAGAGAGUGGGCUUCAGAACAUCUUCUCAGGGAAGCUAGUCAACCCAAUGGAGACCUAGAUUCUUCCAUGAAUAUGGAGAAGCUUGUGAGUGAGGAUGCUGUUAGUUCAGAGGUUCGACGCCAACGCUUUCGGCUCUUCUGCUAUGAGGCAGUCAAGGGUCCUCGCGAGGUGUGCAAGCAGCUCUGGAAUCUUGGUCAUCAGUGGCUGAAGCCCAAGAGAUGCUCCAAGGACCAGAUCCUGGAAGCCUUGAUCCUGGAGCAGUUUCUGACCGUGCUGCCCAGGGAAAUGCAGAGCUGGGUUAUGGAACGGAGCCCUGAUUUCUGCAGUCAGGCGGUGGGUAUGGCUGAGGACUUCCUGCAGAGGCUGGAGGAGCCAGAAAAAUGGGGGAAAGAGGUCAAGAAGGAGACAGAGGAGCAGUGCUGGGAAGCACAAUUGCAGAAGUUCCUGAAGACCAUGGAUCCCCCUCAUUCAGGAGCGAGUCCACCGCAAUUCCUUGAACCCAUGUUUGAAGAGGACACAAAGGAAAUCCAAGCCUCCAUCAAUGAAAUAACUAACCAGUGGCCUAGAAGAGAGUGGCCACCUAGGCCACCCUUGUGGGCUUCAGACGAUCUUAGGGAAGCCAGUCAACCUGAUGGAGGCCUAAAUUCCUCCAUGAAUAUGGAGAAGCUUGUGAGUGAGGAUGCUGUUAGUUCAGAGGUUCGACGUCAACGCUUUCGGCAAUUCUGCUAUGAGGCAGUCAAGGGGCCCCGCGAGGUGUGCAAGCAGCUCUGGAAACUUUGUCAUCAGUGGCUGAAGCCCGAGAGAUGCUCCAAGGACCAGAUCCUGGAAGUCUUGAUCCUGGAGCAGUUUCUGACUGUGCUGCCCAGGGAAAUGCAGAACUGGGUUAUGGAACAGAGUCCUGAGAACUGCAGUCAGGCGGUGGGUAUGGCUGAGGAUUUCCUCCAGAGGCUGGAGGAGCCGGAAAAAUGGGUGAAAGAGGAACCCAAGAUGGUCCUAGAGUCUUUUGCCAGCACCCCAAAGUCAGAACAGGAGCCACAUGAUCCCAUUCAGGCGCAGCUCUCUGUGGAAGCAAAGCAAGAGGGUGACGAAGAGUCCAAUUUCUUUGACAUUGGGCAAGUGCAGGGAAGCGAAGAGGAGUCUUCUCAUCUACAGAAAGAUGACCAAGUGGCUAUCUGUGAAAUAUUCUUACAGAGCCUUGAGACAGAGUUGAUUCCUGGAAGUCCUCCAGUACCAGAAGUUCACUGGGAAAACCAUCCUGUGGAAGUGAACAAGCAUGAGGAAGGACCUGAUUUACAUAGCAAUAGCUUUUCAAAGGAAAUAAUCCACUUCAAUGUCAAUAAGGAACAAAUUAAUGACAAGAACUUCAAAGACCUGAACAGCCAGGUUGAGGAAGCGAUUGAAAAACCAUAUAAGUGUUUCUACUGUGGUAAGACCUCCACAUGUAAGACCAACUUUGUGGCCCACGAGAGAACCCACACCGGAGAGAAGCCGUACACAUGCUUGGACUGUGGCAAGUGUUUCAACCGGAAGUCAACUCUUGUGAGGCACAAAAGGAUCCACACCGGUGAAAAGCCAUACUGGUGUGCCGAAUGCGGGAGCCGUUUCACCGCCCGGUGCAACCUAAUCAAUCACGAGAGGAUCCAUACAGGUGAAAAGCCAUACAGCUGCUCCGACUGUGGGCAGAGCUUCAGUCGGCGGCUACAGUUUGUCAUACACAGGAGAACCCAUACAGGAGAGACGCCGUAUAAGUGCACCCAGUGUGGAAAAUGCUUCACUCGGCGCUCUUCCCUCUUGAUACACGAGAGAAUCCACACAAACAAGCCAAACACGUGUACAGACUGUGGGAAAAGCUUUAGUCAGAAAAGAAAGCUUCUUAAACACAGGAAGAUCCAUACAGCAGAGAGACCGUAUAAAUGUCCAUCGUGUGAUAAAAGAUUUCUAAAACGUUGUGAUUUGCGCAGACAUGGCAAGAAACACAUAGUUGUUGUAGCCCAGCCUGUUCCUGAGCUAUCAGAGGAGCUUGAGGUUGGGGCUAUUCAGCUUGUGAUUGUCCCUGAUCUUGACUUUGUGAUGGUUCCUGCACCUGCCUCUGCGUCUGGGCCUGAGACUCCUAUGCAGGUAGAGUUGGAGGAAACUCCUGUCCCAGGCCAGCCAGAAUGGCAGCUUGAACCUCAUUCCUUGAAGGAGUCAAGGUUGGGUUUGCCUUUGCCAGAUGGGCAUUCUAGUGUGGAUUCUAGUGGUGAUAAAGCUGAUGAGCUGCUUGACAGAAAGAAAGCGAUUGAUCAGCAGAGAAGAGAACGGGAGGGUUUUCGGCGCAGCCAGAGACUGUUACUGAGAAAGAAUAACGAGCAGACUUCCCACGGAAAGAGGCCUUGAAUUUACCCUUAAGAGGAACUGUGUUCUGUAAGAAAUUCAGAGAUGGUAAAUUUGCUCAUCAAGGUGGAGAUGCCUGCUUAUGCUCCAUGUUCCUGUAAACUUCCAUGGAAAUUCAUGCCGCCUGGUGCCUUGAGUCUUCUUUUAAUCUUGUCCUUGUUUUUUGGGAUUUUUGGAUAUCUAGUUCGUGUUCCAGCAGUUUGCAGUUUGGAUUACUACUCCAGUCAAGAUCCUGCCUUGUGUUCUAGCAUUUAUCCUGUUAUGUUGUCAAAGGCUUUCAUGGCCGGAAUCACAGGGUUGUUGUGCGUUUUCCGGGCUGUAUGGCCAUGUUCCAGAAGUAUUCUCUCCAGGAGUAUACCUCACAACCUCUGAGGAUGCCUGCCAUAGGUGUGGGCGAAACAUCAGGAGAGAAUACUUCUGGAACAUGGCCAUACAGCCCAGAAAACACACAACCACCAUUAUCCUGUUCCUUAGACUAAUCUUUCCUGCAUUCCAGUUUGAUCCUGUGCCUUGGAUUAAUUUUGAUACCUUGUUUGAACUAAUUUUGAUAUCCUGUUUGGACCUUGAUCUUCUGUGUGACCUUUAUAGACUCUUGCUUCGAGAUUCUCAACUGUUUUGUACCUUGUAGAUUUAAACCUUAUUUCAUUGACUUUUGGCUUUGAAUUACCUUUACUUGCAUAUAAUUUUUAAUAAACAGAUUACUUUGCUUAUA
Anolis carolinensis (green anole) is the source of this 3467-nucleotide messenger RNA. RefSeq names its product zinc finger and SCAN domain-containing protein 30. The transcript has 5 exons. Gene Ontology annotation, biological process: regulation of transcription by RNA polymerase II. Bases 89 to 2758 code for a protein of 889 amino acids. The record is from RefSeq and is a predicted model, not a curated record. Lineage: Eukaryota; Metazoa; Chordata; Lepidosauria; Squamata; Anolidae. Gene Ontology annotation, molecular function: DNA-binding transcription factor activity; RNA polymerase II cis-regulatory region sequence-specific DNA binding.